GAACAAGAUGAACAAGAUGGGGUCCCUCUGUUUCGAAAUGCAUACAUAGGACUUUUUAAUCACGCAUUGCAAUAGGGGAACAUGUAGGUCUUAUGUUGUUUCUCACUACCACCAAUUACUACUUACCUACAUACAAACGUACCUACUUACAUGUGUAUGUAGGUUUUUAUGUUGCAAAAGUGGGAGGACCCUUACCACAAGUCUUUUUAUUGGAUUUAGAGAGAGGGUUACAUACCUUUUCCCGGCUCAAAUCCUCGAAUUUCUGGUUUCUCUCUCUCGGUCGUUUUGGUGCGGAUUUGCCGCUAGCCCUGCCAUUCCCCUGCAUGACGAAUCGACGAAUAACUUCGCGCCAACCAUUCUCUGCUUAGCUUUGCAGGCGUGUGGCAUGGGACGACUGACCUAUCAUACAACGUCUUCCAACCCAAACCAGCCCAGCCAGCCAGCAGCAGGCCC
This is a messenger RNA of Daldinia loculata, 453 nucleotides long. RefSeq lists its product as uncharacterized. NCBI's taxonomy places the organism in Eukaryota, Fungi, Ascomycota, Sordariomycetes, Xylariales, Hypoxylaceae. The record is from RefSeq and is a predicted model, not a curated record. The transcript has a single exon. Bases 93 to 368 code for a protein of 91 amino acids.